AUGCGCCUUCUUAAACGUCUCCCAGCAGGCGACGGCUUCGAGCUGACGUCUUUCAGCGACGACCUCGCUCCUCCGUACGCCAUCCUCUCACACACCUGGACGGACGGUCAGGAAGUCACCUAUAAUGAGCUGUUGGCGGGAACAGGCGCAGAUAAGCCCGGCUAUGCUAAGAUCCGCUUCUGCGGCGAGCGAGCUACAGCGGAUAGCCUCGAGUACUUCUGGGUGGACACGUGCUGCAUCGACAAGUCCACGAACAACGAGCUGAACACAGCGAUCAACUCCAUGUUCCGCUGGUACCAGGGCGCAGCGAAGUGCUAUGUAUACCUGACAGACGUCCCAGUGCCGGAGGAGGUCACCAACCCUGAGGCCUUCCCCAUAUCGUGGCAACAAGCUUUUCAGCGCAGCCGGUGGUUUACACGAGGCUGGACGCUGCAAGAGCUACUAGCGCCAGCCAGCGUCGAGUUCUUCUCCCAGGACGGCAAGCGGCUAGGCAGCAGGAUCUCGCUAGAGCAGGAGAUACACAGCGUCACUGGCAUACCUGUCGAGGCGUUAAGGGGUCAUAGGCUCACCGAGUUCAGUGUCGACAAGCGGAUGAGCUGGGCGGCGAAACGCACAACGACGCUGAAGGAAGAUAAAGUGUACUGUUUGCUAGGGAUCUUUGGGGUAUUCCUGCCGCUUUUAUAUGGGGAGGGAGAGGAGUAUGCGACGCAGCGGCUCAAGGAGGAGAUACAGAAGCGGCAGCAAGGACGGGAGAACGUAGAUGUGCAGGACCUGUCCGUCUCCUUGUCGCUACCUUUCCCCCGAAACGAGCUCUUUGUCGGACGAGAGAGCCAGCUCCAGGCAAUCGAACAAACCCUGCUUUCACCUAACACCCACCGGCGGAUGACGAUAUAUGGGCUGGGAGGAUGCGGAAAGUCAGCACUUGCUCUCGAGUUUGCGUAUUGCGCACUUGCGGGGCACGCCAGACGCUUAGUUUUCUGGGUACCUGCUAUGAGUCGAGAGAGUUUCGAGCUUGCCUAUCGCGAAAUUGGAAUCUGUCUUCGUAUACCAGGAAUCAGCGAUGACAAUGCGGAUUGUAAACGACUCGUUAAGGAGAGAUUGAGUUUGGGAAACUUGGGCAAUUGGCUAAUGAUUGUCGAUAAUGCCGAUGACUCGAAGGUCUUACUGGAAGUGGACAAAAACAACCCCAAAUCAGCUCGUUUGAUCGACAGUAUUCCGCACAGCAAUGAAGGCGCAAUCCUCUUCACUACUCGCAGUAGGAAGGCAGCUACAGACCUGACCCAGAGUAAUGUCCUCGAGCUGAACGAUAUGGGUAAAGCUGAGGCUAGGCAGCUGCUUGUUCAGCGAACGACGAGACAAGCAUUGCUGAACGAUGAGGCGGCUGUUGAAAUGUUGCUGGAGAAACUUACAGGCCUGCCGCUUGCAAUCGUGCAGGCAGCCGCUUUCAUCAAUCAGAACAACACAUUAGUCUCCGAAUACGUGUCAUUACUCCAGCAUGCUGGCACAAAAGCCGAGCUCUUCAGCGAGCACUUUGAAGAUCCAAGCAGAUAUCGGGACAUGGACAGCACGGUUGCAAAGACGUGGCAUAUCUCCUUCGAGCAAAUCCGCAGACAAGACCCUCUUGCAGCAGAGUACCUCUCGUUUAUAGCUUGCAUUGAUCGCAUUGGUAUUCCUCAGUCGCUGUUGCUGCCGGGAGGAUCUUCUGUGCAGCAGACGAAAGCACUUGGAACGCUGACAGGAUACGCAUUCAUCACAGAGCGCCAGCAGACUGUGCCAGGAUCCAACAAAGAGAGGCUUUUCGAUAUGCACCGACUGGUGCACAUGGCGUUGAUCGGGUGGCUGGAGGGACGUGGCGAGCGGGCGAACUGGGCAGGCACAGCAGCAGCCCGAGCCGAGGAACUAGUGCCGUACGGCGAGCAUGAAGGAAAGGAAGUCUGGAGCGCGUACCUCCCACAUGCAAUGUAUGUUGCUGGGCUCGUUGACAUUGUAGAUGGCGCGACGAUUAGUUCACUUCUAGGACGAAUAGGUUGGUGUCAAGAGAGUCUAGGGCAAUAUGCACCAGCAGAGGCAUCGUGCAGAAAAGCAUUGUCCUUGAGGAAGGAGGUGCUGGGGCCUGAACAUCCGGCCACGCUAGCGAGCAUGAACAACUUGGCCGAAGUGCUAGGCAGGCAGGGCAAGUACGAAGAGGCUAAGGCAAUAAACCAGCAGACACUGGUGCAGACAGAGAAACUGCUAGGGCCUAAGCAUCCUAAGACGCUGAUAAGCAUAAACAACUUAGCGUUACUACUAAGAAAACAGGGCAAGUACGAAGAGGCUGAAGCCCUAUACCAGGAGACGCUGGCGCAGCGAGAGAAGGUGCUAGGACCUGAGCAUCCCUCUACGCUGACAAGCAUGAGCAACUUAGCGACAGUGUUGUACAGCCAGGGCAAGUACAAAGAGGCUGAGACAAUAUACCAGCAGACGCUGGCGCAGUUAGAGACGGUGCUAGGGUUUGAGCAUUCACUCACGCUGACAAGCAUGAGCAACUUGGCGUUAGCGCUGACCAGGCAGGGCAAGUACAAAGAGGCUGAGACAAUAAACCGGCAGACGCUGGCGCAGUCAGAGAAGGUGCUAGGGCCUGAGCAUCCAGACACACUAACGAGCGUGUACAACCUUGCUUUUCUUCUUACGGUACAGCAUCGUUUCGAUGAGUCUCUGCUUCUGUAUCAGAGGGCAUCUACUGGGUACAACACCAUCCUUGGAAAGGACCAUCCGACUACCGUGGAGUGUCAUCAAAAUUACGCUGAUAUGUGCGCGUUGCAAGCGCAGCAUCAGCUUGCCUGCUCUUCUAGCACGCUAGAAAGAGAUGCAGGAACGUCUACGAGGAAGAGAUGA
Messenger RNA from Dothidotthia symphoricarpi CBS 119687, 2874 nucleotides. Its product is annotated as kinesin light chain 1. Gene Ontology annotation, molecular function: protein binding; ADP binding. Lineage: Eukaryota; Fungi; Ascomycota; Dothideomycetes; Pleosporales; Dothidotthiaceae. Bases 1 to 2874 code for a protein of 957 amino acids. Gene Ontology annotation, cellular component: kinesin complex. The record is from RefSeq and is a predicted model, not a curated record. The transcript has 2 exons.